GCUGGAGUUAAUGUGUGCCAUCGCCAGUCUCUCAAAGCACUUCAUGAUGAUAGAUGUCAAACCACUGGACAGUAGCCAUCAAGACACGCUACCUUACUUUUUUUUAUUUGACACCAGAAUAAUAGUAAUCUUCUUUAUACAGGUGGGGAACUCAAAAUGUAGUAUUGAGAGGUUAAAGAUGCCUGUGAAUACCUCUGUCAAGAUGUUCAGAGGAGGUGCUGGGGCCAUGGCCAGACACUCGAUCCGGGUCAGUUGCUUUCUGCAAAUUCCUUCUCAGGAAGACCAAUUGCACAUCUGACAGUAACUGUUGGUACGGGCACACUGAAGAUUGUCGGGGUGGGUGACGUUCUUUCACCGACUUUCUGUUCAAAGCGGGCAUAGACCUGAUAAAAGUAUAUAAAUUGAUGAGAGGCAUAGAUAGGAUAGACAGUAAGAGGCAAAGUUUAAAGGAGAUGUGCGGAGCAAGAUUUUUUUUGCAGAGUGAUGGGUGCCUGCAACAUGCUGCCAAGGGGUGUUGUUGUGGGCAGAUAUGAUAGUGGCUUUUAUAUAUGGUUAUGCAGAGAAUAUAUGGAUGAAUUGCAGAAAGAGAUGAUUUUAACGGCAUCAUGUUUAGCAGGGACAUUGUGGGAUGAAGGACCUGUUCCAAUGCUGUACUGUUCUAUAGGGACCUUCUCAAGAGUCAGAAGCAAUCCCCGCUGCUCUGCUCUGGUCCAGAUGGUCCAAAGACCAAGUUCCCUUGUGGAUGCAACACAUGCCUCUGUUCCUUUGGCAAACAGCAGCAGCAAUGUUGGCAAAUAAUUGGGGUUCAACUUCAUGCCAGAGCACGGUGAAUUUCAAAUGUUCUUUGUGCCAAAUAUAUCUGCUCAUGGAAUGCAGAAAACCAAAUGGAAUUAAAAUAAAUGGGGAAAUCUGUGAUGACCAAUGCACUUCUUGAAAACGCGUCAUCAUUCCUCACCCUCUGGAACUGGUCCUGGAAAAAUAUAAUUCCCUUUUUUUUGUAGUGCAGAUAAGAGAAAAGAGCUCGGUCUCCUAAUAAGGUUUGCCUUGCUUGUUAGGAGUGAGUGCAUCUGUAAUCCUUCUGAAACUGGAGCGGGUCGACGAUGAAAGGAGCAAGUUAUGUCCUUCCCGCCAAUGUUGGAGGGUAGCACGUGCUUUCUUUUGCUGUCUGUCCCUUUCUCUGGGGGGAAAAACACUUUUUUACCGUGAGGAGCUCUUUUAAAUCGAGUCGUCUGAUCCUCGUAUGAUUUACUUCCCACUCUGCCCUCCCCUCCCUCCCUUUCUCUCCGUUGUAAGAAAGAUCUGAGGUCUCUGCGCGCUGAAUCUCCUGCAACCCUUGAUGCGAACAUGUGGGGUGAAGUUUCAUGUGAGUGCCGCUUCCCUCCGGCCGCAGGCCAUUUGUAUCCAUCCCAAGCCCCGCUCAUCAGUCUGAGUGCGGAAUAUGUGGAGUCGGGUUUUAUCCUCUGUAAUCUCGGGCAAACAGGAAAUGCCUGAAGAUUUCCUCAUAGCUCCAACUCCGAGUGCCACGGAACUUUCGCGACUUGUCACUGGAGCAAGUUGCAUCCAAGCGGAUCAGACGGUUUUCUCUAUUGCUUUCUCUCUCAGGACAAGAAAAAUAAACUUACAAGGUUUUGUUGAUAAUAACAAUCAGCCAUGUCGCGGAAGCUUCAAUGUCCGGUUCUGAUCCUGGUUGUCGGUAUUCUGCAGCAGGCCAAUUCAUUCAACAUUGAUAUGAAAAGCCCUAUGAUAUUUAAUGGUUCACAAGGAGAUAUGUUUGGAUACACCGUUAAACAAUUUGAAAACAAAGAAGGAAAAUGGCUUCUAAUUGGUUCUCCUUGGGUAGGACAGCCCAAAUACAGAACUGGAGAUGUCUACAAAUGCCCAACAUUCAAGACCAACAAUCCAGAAUGUGUGAAACUUAACUUGGCAGAAUUCUUAACAGUCCCUAAAAUCACUGAAGUAAAGGAAAACAUGACACUCGGAAUAUCACUGACAACAAAUCCUAAUGGAGGCUUUCUGACUUGUGGACCACUUUAUUCUUACAAGUGUGGCGGCCUAUAUUAUACAGUCGGUGCCUGUUCGAACGUAAGCUCCACUUUUCAAGUUGUAAACACCAUAGCGCCUACAGUCAGAGCAUGCAAGUCACGACUUGACAUUGUGAUUGUACUUGAUGGUUCCAACAGCAUCUACCCUUGGUCCAGUGUUAACAAUUUCCUCAUCAAAUUAUUGGAAAAAAUUGAAAUUGGACGUCAGCAAACUCAGGUUGCAAUUAUACAGUAUGGCUACAAAGUCACACAUGAAGUCAGUCUCAACGAAUACAACACAACAGAAGAUCUCCUCGAAGUUGCUAAAAAGAUAAAACAAUGGGGUGGAAAUGAGACAAAGACAGCUCUUGGAAUUGAGUAUGCCAGGUUAGUACUCAAUUGCUUUAUAAUAUGAAUACUUGUAAAUGUA
Messenger RNA from Leucoraja erinaceus (little skate), 2451 nucleotides. Its product is annotated as integrin alpha-1-like. The coding region runs from base 1651 to 2436 and encodes 261 amino acids. Gene Ontology annotation, biological process: cell adhesion mediated by integrin; integrin-mediated signaling pathway; cell-matrix adhesion. NCBI's taxonomy places the organism in Eukaryota, Metazoa, Chordata, Chondrichthyes, Rajiformes, Rajidae. Gene Ontology annotation, cellular component: external side of plasma membrane; integrin complex. The record is from RefSeq and is a predicted model, not a curated record. Gene Ontology annotation, molecular function: integrin binding. The transcript has 7 exons.